AAAACAAGUGUAAAUAAACAUGGCGAUGGAUAUUAAAUUUAUAUAAUUAUUUGCAGUGUGAGGACUUAUACAUUGAGGAAAUUAUUGGUGAUGUAUCCUAGGGUAAAACAAUACUACAAUGAUUGCUGAUGAAAUAAAUGAAUCAUAUUAUAACAUUGAUAUUUGUCCAAUUGAAACAUUGCCAGAUGAGAUUCUAGAAAAUAUUUUGAGUUAUGUUGCUCCUUAUGAUGAUUUACAAUGUUGUGCUGCAGUAUCUAAAAGAUUUUACGGCAUCGUGAAAAGCGUGAUUCGUCACACAAAGAGGAAAUUCCAAAAAUCGAUAUCCGAGUUCAACUUAGAAUGGGACUUGGUGACUACUCCGUUGAUGACAAUUGCUAGGCGGUACUCCCAUUCAGCAUGUCUUAGUGACAACUGCAUGUACGUGUUCGGGGGCUGCACACCCACCGGCUCCACCUUCAACGACCUGUGGUGUCUCAACCUGAACACGCGGCAGUGGGAGAGGCCGCUCACGGUGGGCAGCUACCCCUCCCCCAAGGCCUACACCACCCUGGUGUCGCACAGGCAGCAGCUCAUCCUGUUCGGGGGCUGGACCCACCCCUCGCCGUUCCCGCUGCACCAGCCGUGGAAGCUGUUCAACGAGCUGCACGUGUACGAUGUCCCGAGCGGCAGGUGGUCCAGUGUCGCCACCCCGCUGUCGCCGCCCGCCCUGGCCGGCCACUCGGCCUCCAUGCAGGGGACGCUCAUGGUGGUGUUCGGGGGCGUGCUGCAGGACAAGUACGGUGUCCAGGAGCGUGUCAACUGCAAUGCCAUCUGGUGCUUUGAUACUGAAACUCAAACAUGGAGUCAGCCAGCAACGUCACAACUGAAACCUCCGCCACGGUACGGCCAGUUUCAAGUUGCACUCGAUGACACUCAUCUUCUAAUCAUAGGUGGCUGUGGUGGACCGAACAUGGUGUUCAAGGAUGUGUGGCUGCUGACUCUGGGUGACCCCGAGUGGACCUGGCAGAGCGUCAAGGUUCGCAACCCGCAGUGGGCGGCCCCUCACAUCUGGUGUCACCCCACAUGCAAGGUGGGCAAGUACGUAGUGGUGUUCAGUCGCAGCCGGCAGCUUUCUCCUGUGAUGCCCUUGGUGGCAAAGGGGAGCCCGCCGUCGCGCAUGCCGGCGCCUGCGAGUCCUCCGAGCCACAGACCGCAGAGGGAUGCUCCUGGUUUUCCAGAGAGGUCGCCAGACAGUCCCGGGACCAGCCGAGAGCACAACGUGAACGGACGUCGAGGACACUUCCUGCACCGUCCAGGGGUUGCUUCCACCAGUUCGAGCAGCGGCGAGGAGAGCGAAUCAGAGGGCAGCACGGGGAGCGUGGCCGCCCCCAGGCCCAAACACGAUCGCGGCGAGCGGGCCCCGGCGCGGGACGACUUCUCGGCCGGGCCCGGCGCGAUGACCAUGGCUGCGUUCCGCGUGCCCGACGGCAAGGGCAGCAGUCGCAACCGGCUGCGGCAGCUGGAGUCGCUGCGGAAGUACGAGGACAGGCUGCGCAACCUCUCGCGCGCGAGGUCCCGGGGCUCGCGGCGGUCCGGCAGUGCCAUGACCAUGUUCGUGCUGGAUGUGUCCGGGGUCCUGGCGGAGGAGCGCUCCGUCGAGUGGCUGCAGUGCAAGAGCGGGUCCAACGGGGAGCCGGAGGAGACCAGCCUCUGCUCCCUGGUGCCCGGGAAGGGGGAGCUCGUCAUGUUCGGAGGGAUACAGAUCGACGUCACGUCUCUGUCCACCGAGAGCAUGUCCAACAUCAACGAUCACGUUUCCAACAACUUGUACUUCAUCACCACACCCCGUGACAUUGCAUGAGCACGCGUCAUUGGUGUAGCCAUGCUUUGUAAAUGAAUAUAUUUGUAAUUAUUUCAGUCGGCAGUCAUUUCGCGAACGAGAAAGUGUCGCUGUGUUCUCUUGUUCUGCGUUGAAAGAUGACUGUGAUCACGGCUGUGGCUUUGUUUGAGUUCUCACUGUAUAGUUUAUUUUGCAGAUGAGUUAAAAGAAAACAGGAGAACGUAUGUCAAAUUGGUUAAUUUGAAGAGGUUUGUGCGAUAAUUUUGUUUUGAUUGCUUGUAAAUCUUUGCUCAACUAGUUUUUAAGUAAAUAUGCCCUUUAGAGGUGAUAUGCAGCAGAUAGUUCUAUUUAAAAAUAUGUUGCUCCUAGCAUGUGCCUAUUUGAGUACACAAUUUUUUAAAAAGGAAUAAUGAUGUAAAGUUUGCUGUAACUUUGAUUCAUUGUAGCUAUGAUUCUUGGCUGCUGAAAAGAUGCUUUCCUAUUGUAUGUGCAUUUAGGUGAAGUCUGCCUGUCCAAUUUGAGCUUAAUUAUUUGUUAAACUGUAUAUGUGUCAAAUCUUUAACUUAUAUUUAAAAAUAUAUCUAAGUAUUGUUCUUUUAAAAAAUAUAUAUCCUUUUGAAUUAAAAAAAAAAUGGAAAGCCAUGGAUCAUUGUGAUUUGGUUUUCCAUCAAGGGAAUUUUAUCCAAAAUAUUUGGUUGUAAUUUUUAAGAUACUAUGUUUGGAAGCUUAAAUGGCUCCCAAAAAGGGAAUGAUUAAAACAUGCACAUAUUAUUUAAAUGUAAAUACAAAAAAUGGCAGUUUUAUUUUAAAUUGUGAAUUUUUUAUGCUAUUUUGUAAAAAACAAAAUAAAAUAAAACAAAAAUUACCAUAA
Messenger RNA from Bacillus rossius redtenbacheri, 2690 nucleotides. RefSeq names its product F-box only protein 42 (gene Fbxo42). Gene Ontology annotation, cellular component: SCF ubiquitin ligase complex. Lineage: Eukaryota; Metazoa; Arthropoda; Insecta; Phasmatodea; Bacillidae. The coding region runs from base 119 to 1840 and encodes 573 amino acids. The record is from RefSeq and is a predicted model, not a curated record. Gene Ontology annotation, molecular function: ubiquitin-like ligase-substrate adaptor activity; protein binding. The transcript has 8 exons.